AUGCCCGCCAGCAUGUUCAGCAUCGACAACAUCCUGGCCGCCCGGCCGCGCUGCAAAGACUCGGUGCUGCCCGUGGCGCCCAGCGCCGCGGCUCCCGUCGUCUUCCCGGCCCUGCACGGGGACUCGCUCUACGGCGGCGGCGGCGGCGGCGGCGCCUCCUCGGACUAUGGCGCCUUCUAUCCGCGCCCCGUGGCCCCCGGCGGCGCGGGCCUCCCGGCCGCGGUCGGCGGCUCCCGCCUCGGCUACAACAACUACUUCUACGGGCAGCUGCACGUGCAGGCGGCGCCCGUGGGCCCGGCCUGCUGCGGGGCCGUGCCGCCGCUGGGCGCCCAGCAGUGCUCCUGCGUCCCGACGCCCCCAGGCUACGAGGGCCCCGGCUCGGUGCUGGUGUCCCCGGUCCCGCACCAGAUGCUGCCCUACAUGAACGUGGGCACGCUGUCGCGCACCGAGCUGCAACUUCUCAACCAGCUGCACUGCCGGCGGAAGCGGCGGCACCGCACCAUCUUCACCGACGAGCAGCUGGAAGCGCUGGAGAACCUCUUCCAGGAGACCAAGUACCCAGACGUGGGCACCCGCGAGCAGCUGGCCCGGAAGGUGCACCUCCGCGAGGAGAAAGUGGAGGUCUGGUUUAAAAACCGCCGUGCCAAAUGGAGGCGGCAGAAGCGGUCCUCGUCGGAGGAGUCGGAAAACGCCGAGAAGUGGAACAAGACGUCGUCCAAGGCGUCGCCCGAGAAGAGGGAAGAGGAAGGUAAAAGCGAUUUGGACUCGGACAGCUGA
This is a messenger RNA of Neomonachus schauinslandi (Hawaiian monk seal), 777 nucleotides long. It is a transcript of the gene GSC, whose product is annotated as goosecoid homeobox. Gene Ontology annotation, molecular function: RNA polymerase II cis-regulatory region sequence-specific DNA binding; DNA-binding transcription factor activity, RNA polymerase II-specific. Bases 1 to 777 code for a protein of 258 amino acids. The record is from RefSeq and is a predicted model, not a curated record. The transcript has 3 exons. Lineage: Eukaryota; Metazoa; Chordata; Mammalia; Carnivora; Phocidae. Gene Ontology annotation, biological process: regulation of transcription by RNA polymerase II. Gene Ontology annotation, cellular component: nucleus.